Molecule: messenger RNA, 564 nt
Organism: Phytomonas sp. EM1
Lineage: Eukaryota; Euglenozoa; Kinetoplastea; Trypanosomatida; Trypanosomatidae
Source: the annotation of a GenBank genome assembly
AUGGAGGCAGACGCAAAUCUGGCUCAAAGUAUGGGCAGCCGGAGCGAGAAUUCCAUGUCUGGCGUGGACAGCCCCAUGUUCGACGUUUCGUCCACCAGUCCGCCCGCGCGAUACCCGUCUUAUAGUGACAGCACCCAAGACGACGUCGCUGUCGCGAUCGAGAUUCUUGAGCGGCACGUCGAAUUUAUGACCUUCUUCUAUCAGCACGUGACCACGAGCCCGCCGCACGGACCUUUCCGCUACUACACGGCCAUAACUCUUGUGGAGCGCGCGAAGAAGAGGUUUGGAAAGCGCAGGAGUCUCGCAGACGACCCUCACCGCGCGGGCGCCACGACCGCUGAGUCGAGGGAUGGGGUCUUGCCGGAGGCGAAGGGGCCCGCCCAAGGCAGCGGCGAUGUGGGACCGACGUUUCACCACCACCGGCGUGUGCUGGAGGUCCUCAGCGUGCGCAAUAUUCUCGCCUUGAUUGAGAGGAAAUACAACACAAGGCACUUGGGCAGCUGGCCGCUAUUGUACGUCCCGGCUGAGGUCCACGCAACGGACUUGCAGCGACCGGCAUCAUGA